AUGGCUGCAUCACCCGCCAGCUCGCCACGGCUACCAAGUCCGCCGCCUAUCGCAGAGGAUCAAAUAGGUCCAACAUCGCCUGGACCUGCGACGGCUUCGACUGACGACUAUGGCAAGCUUGCCGUGCCGCAAAGUGUCGACCACAGCGCUGCGAGAAGGAUACGGCCUGGAACGAAAGCAAAUGACAUGGCAAAAGGACCACCAUUGGUACCGCUGACUGAGAUUGACUCGCCGUUCCAAUUGACCGAGCAUCUCAAAGCCCUACAUUAUUCCUAUACCCAUCCGACCGGAACCCAGAACCCUUCACCUAUCGACAAGACCUCGGCGCGGAAGCUCGCUCUGGCGCCUGAAGGCGUGUCGCGAGAAUUGUGGCUGUACGAGCUGUGUCGUUUCCACACGCAGAAUCUCAACUCAAUUGUCAUCACCCUCUUCGCCGCGAAACCUCCGUGUUCAUCACAGACAUGUCCCGAUAUGCGCGCAUCUGAAUGGCAAUAUCUCUGCGCCGUACAUGACCCACCGAAAUCGUGCUGUGCUAUAGACUACUGCUGCCACACACUCGACUGCGCAGGCAACACUCUUACCUCGCCGAAACACUUUCCCAGUAGACUGCAUCUGGGUUCAGAUAUCGGUAACCCGGACCAGCAAAUACGACAGCUGACAAUCAUAUUCCGUCGCCUCUACCGUAUAUUCGCGCACGCUUGGUUUCAGCAUAGGGAGGUCUUCUGGCACGUAGAGAAACAGUCAGGUCUCUACAUAUUUUUCAAGACUGUUAUAGACACGUAUGAGCUACUCCCGCCAGAUGGCUAUACCAUUCCAGAAGAGGCAGAUGGAGCAGAAGAUACACCGGUUGAACCAAAAAGUGAUGGCAUGGAAGAAGAAAAUAAAAGCUUACCUGACGAAUCUGUAGAAGAAGAUGCGCAGGACUUUGCACAAGAGCCGAAAACCGCUGUUCUUACACUCCCUGACAGCAAUGUGGAAACAAAAGUAGAACCAAUCCCCGAGAUACCCGAAGAAGUUCCGGAGCAACCCAAAGCGGAAGUGCCACCACCAGUAGAAGAGCUGGCUGAGGAGGCGAGCGAACCAGUGAAGGAGGAGGAGGAGGAGGAGGGGGAAGUAGAGGAGGUAGAAGCAAAGACGGAUCCGAAAACAGAAACAGAGACGGAAACAAACGCCGAACCAGAAAUUAAUGCUGAACCAGUACCGGAACCUGAAGCAGAACCAGUAGCAGAGCCAGAACCAGAACCAGAACCAGCAUCGGAAUCAGAACCUGCUACAGAGGUCGCAGAACGCGAGUCGAAAGCCGAGGUGGAAACCGUGGAAACAACACAGAUUGAAGCAGACGGUACUGACGAGACAGACAUAACUGCUGCUGAGGAUGAGCCAAAGGCAGAGACGGAGGCAGAACCUGAGGCAGAAAGCACUGAAAAGACUACAUGA
Messenger RNA from Pseudovirgaria hyperparasitica, 1437 nucleotides. RefSeq names its product Mob1/phocein. The record is from RefSeq and is a predicted model, not a curated record. The transcript is spliced from 2 exons. Lineage: Eukaryota; Fungi; Ascomycota; Dothideomycetes; Acrospermales; Acrospermaceae. Bases 1 to 1437 code for a protein of 478 amino acids. Gene Ontology annotation, cellular component: cytoplasm.